Molecule: messenger RNA, 2070 nt
Organism: Drosophila kikkawai
Lineage: Eukaryota; Metazoa; Arthropoda; Insecta; Diptera; Drosophilidae
Gene: dwg
Product: deformed wings
Biological process (GO): regulation of transcription by RNA polymerase II
Cellular component (GO): nucleus
Molecular function (GO): DNA-binding transcription factor activity; zinc ion binding; RNA polymerase II cis-regulatory region sequence-specific DNA binding
Source: RefSeq, a predicted model, not a curated record
AGCAAAAUUCUGUCAAAAACAAGAAGAAAACAGAAGCUGUACUUCAAAUACGCCGGCGCCCUUCGAGCAGAGUAUCCUCUAAUUGCGGCCAGACCCCAAAUAUCCCGGAGAAUGAUGAGCGGCAAGUCGGGCGGAGGCGCCAGUGCGGUGGUGGUGCUCAACUGCAGGACAUGUACGCGUGCCUGCAAGCAGCACAAGCCGCUGCAGGAGGAGAUCGAGCUGGGCGCGGAGGGCAGCACCACUCUGGCCCGAAUGCUUAUGUACUGCUCCGGCCUGUCCUUCGAGCCGCAGGACGGCGCCGCAAUGCCCCAGCACAUCUGCCUCAACUGCCUGCAGCUGCUGGAGCAGGCUUUCAACUUUAAGCGCAUGGUGAUUGACUCCGACGAGCUGCUGCGCAUCGGUCUGGACGAGGCCCAUGGAACCAGCCAUCACCAGGCACAGCAGCAGCAGCGUCAUCAACAGCGACCUCAGCAGCAGCGGUGUGGCGAUCCCAACGAGGAGUACGUGAUGAUUGAGAUGCUCAACGAGGAGCAGGAGCCAGGCACUGUCUCGGAGCAAGAUGGUGAAACAGAACAGGAGCAUGGACACGGGAAGCUGGAAAUGGUGGAGAUCGCCAGCGGCGUCGCGGAAGAGUUCGUCAUCGAGGAAGUGGCCGAGCAGGAUGAGGAGGAGGUGCUCCCGGAUGACGAGGAGGGGCAGCAGCACACACUAGAGGGUAGCGCUGAUGAGGAGCACAUCACCAUGGAGGGUGUCCAUGAGUUCCAGCCCGCCGAAGUGGAAUAUGUGACGAUUAAGAACGAAUACGAAGCAUUGGUUGCCGAGGAGGACGAGAUCGAAGUCAUGGACGAAUCGGGCGCCCAUGGCGAGAUCAUCGAAGGACAGAUGAUUGUGAUACCCGCCGAGGGGGCCAUAGACGAGGUCAUUGGCGAGGAGACCCUCGAAAUGGACGAGGAGGAGCACGAGGAGCAUUUGCUGGCCGAAACGGACGAUGUCUGCACCGAGGAGGACUUCCUGGAGGAGUCAUUGGACUCUACGCAGAUAACCACGGGAGAGGUCAUGCCGUUCAUAUGCCACAUUUGCCAAAAGCCGUUUCGCCAGCAGUGCCGCCUCAACCAGCACAUGCGCUCCCAUGUGGUCGAGAAGCACUUCGAGUGCGAGGAGUGCGGUAAGCGGCUGAAGCACCUGCGCAACUACAAGGAGCACAUGCUGACCCAUACCAACGUCAAGCCGCACCAGUGCAACAUCUGUGCGCGCUUCUACCGCACAACGUCGAGUCUGGCGGCGCACAAGCGGACCCAUGCCGAGGAGAAGCGCUACAGCUGCGACCAAUGCGGGCGGGGCUAUGCGGCCCUGGAUCACCUGCGCCGCCACAAGCUGACGCACACGGGCGAGCGCCCAUUUGCCUGUGAUCUGUGCGACAAGGCCUACUACGAUUCCUCCUCGCUGCGCCAACACAAAAUAAGCCACACCGGCGAAAAGGCCUUCACCUGCGAGAUCUGCGGCGUUGGCCUCUCGCAGAAGUCCGGCUACAAGAAGCACAUGCUGGUGCACUCCGGCGAAAAGCCGCACAAAUGCCCCAUCUGCGGCCGGGCCUUCACCUUUACCAGCAACCUCAAUGCCCAUGUGCGCCUGCACUCGGGCGAAAAGCCCUUCAAGUGUGACAUCUGCACAAAGGCCUUUCCAACCAAGAAGCGUCUCAACAGCCAUUUGAGAGUCCACAACAAGGAGACGCCCGUGACCGCGAUCACGCCGCUGGCCAUUGAUAAUCGCAGAAAAGCAGCAGCGGCAUCCAGCGGCGUCAGUGGCCGUGCAGGAGUAGCCACUCUUCAUUUGCCCGAUGUACCUGAAGUACCGAUUUCCACCUCCAAAGUUGUUGUGGUGCUCUGAGGGGCUAUUAUGCUUAUGGGGCUGAGGAUGCUGUUCUAGAAGUCUAAGACUAGCCUUAGGACAUUAUGAUAAUAAUUGCACGUACAUUAUAUAUAUAAAUAUAUUGUUUAUAUAUUUUAUACAGAGCGCGCUUGAGAAUCAAAUAAUUAAUAUGACACUGUACUAUGUACAAGUACUGUUUUA